AUGCGGUUUCUUCGGAUUCUGAUCUUCUUUCUUUUAAUAUUGGGCUGUUCGUCUUUCCCCUGCCGAAAUUACAAUUGUUUGGACACUCAAAUUAGGCCCUGUUCUGAUGGAAGCAACUUUACGAACGAGUGGUUCAGUCAGCGGUUGGAUCACUUUGAUCCGGACAAUAAUGUUGUGUGGGGACAGGUAAGAAGUUUUAGGCCUACAUUACCGUAUUUUAUCGACAUUAACACAAAUUUUAUAUGUUUGCAUAACAAUUGAAUUGUAUAAUUUCUUUCUUUUUUUGGCAAUUUUUAUCAUACUUCAAUAAAUUUUUAGCACUAUCAAACCAACCGAAAGUUUUUCAAAGAUACCGGUGAACAGCGAAUCUUCUUGACGUUGGGUGGCGAACAAGAUACCUCCGAUUGGCGGAUGUGCCAUGACAAUUACACUCACAUGAUCAUUGCGCAAGAAAACAACGCUAUGGUUGUGCAAUUGCAGCAUCGAUUUUUUGGAAGAAACAAGGGAUUGCGGUAAGCGCUAUAACUUUACACGAUGACAAUCUUUUUGAAUCAAAAUUCCAAAAUAUUUUUUUAUGAUUAUAUGUAUUUACAUAAUCGACAAUUGACAAUUUUCAGCGACACCUCAGUGAGCAUGCUCCAAUUCUUGACUGUGGAACAGGCCAUCGAGGAUACGGUAGCUUUUAUUCAAGGGUUCAACGAACUUGAAGGAUUUACCAACCCGAAAUGGGUUCUGCUGGGAAUGUCGUAUUCAGGUAAAACCAUUUUUGAGGUGUUAGUUAUAAGCCGUAUUUUAAAAACAAGCUGUACAUUUUUAUUUAAUAUUCAUGUUUCUAGGAACCCUUGCCGCAUACCUUCGAAUGACUCAUCCAGAAUUUAGUCAAGGCGCUAUCGCUAGCUCAGCGCCAAUGCUGCCGAAAGUCGACUUUUGGGGUAAGUUGGCACUCAAGAUCUUUUCAAUCUGCAGGAAAUCUCCUCAUAACAAACAAAAUUCAAAGGUCGCAAAGGCCAAUUUUAGGCCAAAAAAACUUCUGCACGGCAGAGUACUCCUAACAAGGGAAUGGUCCCAACGAUCCGUGGGAUCCACAAAUGAAACCUAGAUAUUCUGAAAGAGCAGGUAAAAUUUAGUAGGAAUCCGUUUUUUCUACUUGCCGAAUAAGUCUGUGCGACGAGAAAUAUCGACGAAAAGAUCCGACCAAAAAAUCGAAAGAGAGAAAAGACGAACCGAAAGGCCUUGGAAGGCGUCACCAAAUAGUCUAGUGGAAAAAGUUCCACGCACAAAUCUUUUGGGGGAGGGAGGCUUUGGAGGUUCGAGUCCACCCGGAGCGGAUAUCUCCGGCUUGAACCUACGUGUUCAUUACUGUAUUCUACAGUUACAUAAAAACAUUUUUUUGUUUAUUGACCUGUUUUGCAAGGUUUGUUGCAAAAUUUUAAGAAAAGUUGACACUUCGGCAUUAUUUUUGACAAGCAUGAUGUCGACAUAGUGGUAUUUUCAAGACACUUCUACUCGAUUCUGGAAGUUUGUAUAGGAUCUUGCAGAUCUUUUUCGGUUUCCCAAAAAGGAUGUUGCCAAAAUCUCACCUUUUCAUAAAAUUUUGCAAGAAAAGUUGAAAAGAGAACUUUUGGGUUCUUGCGUCAGCGUGUAGUAGACCGCGUGAAUAUUUACGAAAAAAUCGAUUUUAAGUUUUUUGGUUUAAAAUGGCGGUGGACAUGUGUUUAACAAAUGCCCAAAUUAUUUUUGUCAAAUUCUGCCCGGAAGGUAUAAAAUUUGCAUAAAUUUGUCUUCUUUGGACCUGGCGGCAUCAUAAAAAGAGGUAAUGACCAGUGAUUGCCACGGCUUCGGAUGCAAAAAACCUUGUAAAACAGGUCAAGAAACAAAAAAAAUUUUUUUUUAUAACUGUAGAAAACAGUAAUGAACAAACACGUAGGUUCAAAUCCGGAGAUGUCCGGCUCCGGGUGGACUCGAACCUCCAAGGCCUCCCUCCCCCAAAAGAUUUGUGCGUGGAACUUUUUCCACUAGACUAUUUGGUGACGCCUUCCAAGGCCUUUCGGUUCGUCUUUUCUCUCUUUCGAUUUUUUGGUCGGAUCUUUUCGUCGAUAUUUCUCGUCGCACAGACUUAUUCGGCAAGUAGAAAAAACGGAUUCCUACUAAAUUUUACCUGCUCUUUCAGAAUAUCUAGGUUUCAUUUGUGGAUCCCACGGAUCGUUGGGACCAUUCCCUUGUAAGUACCUGUAGCGAAAGAUUUUGGAGCCUUGAGCUACGUUGUGCAGAGACUUAAUCCAUUAUUUUAUUUUUGUUUUUCUUCUUGCAUCACAUUUUCUGACUGGACAUUUUCAGAAUAUGACGUUGCGAUGACUGGAGUAUUCAAUGAACACGAUCCUCGUUGUGUUCAAGAAAUCAAACGGGGCUUUUGGGAUUUGGAACAAAAACUUCAUACGCCGGAGGGCCGAGCUGAAGUCAACAAGAAAUUCAGGUAAAAUGGAUCAAUAAUUUUGCCUCUGGAAAUAAAAUCCGAUGUUGAAAUGUUCCAUAACAGCUCUUAUUUCAGAUUAAGUCCAAAACUAGACAUUGAAAACCCAACCGAAGAAGAUCUUGUUGUCGUCAGCACAACCUUCUUCUACGCCUUUGAACAAGUAGUUCAACGGACUUAUAUCUCCUCUGUAAGUUAUGUCAUCAUCUUCAAGAUAUCAUAAUUUUUUCAGCACGCCGACACUCGUCGAGGGGGUUACUUGACCAUCGAAAACAUCUGUAACAUCAUGAUGAAUACCUCUAGAACUUACCCGGACCGUAUGUAUCAUGUCAGAUGGUUGGCACAACACCGAAGAUAUCCAGUGUUGGCUAGCUACCCACGACAUGUUGAGUAUAUGUCCAAAACCGAUAUUAAUGGGUGUAAGUUUCACUUUUGCAUGUGUUUCCGAUACCAUGUACUUGAACUUAACUAAGGUUGAUUUUUUCAGCUCCAACCAGAGGUUGGACUUGGAUGACAUGCAAUCAAUUUGGCUGGUUCCAACACUCCUCGCCAAGAGGACCUUUCCUCAAUAGCGCUCCUUUUGGGUAAGUAGAAUGAGAAAAAUUGCUGCCUCGUGUUUUAAAUUCUGCUUUCUUUUGCAAAAAAAGUUCAGAGACAAGUUUGAUUUUUUGGAGAUUUUGGCAUUACGCUUUGAGCCUAUUUUUCUUCAAGUUUUGCUCACGGAUCUCUUCAAUUUCAAUAAGAGCAAACCUUUUCGCCUAGAUUAAUCUCAUGUACUCUUUUGGUACAUGAUUAGGUGUUUGAAUCACCGUAUUUUUCACAGCCAACACAUAAACCCCCAAUUUAAACCGAUAUUUUUCAGCCACUCCAAACGAAUUUGUCGCGAGACUUUCGGUCCUGAAUUUACCGAAGAAAGGAUCCAGCAGAAUGUCGAUCGAACUCUCCAUGUCUACGGGUUGCCCUGGAACUUCAACGGGACCAAUACAGUGAUGACCCAUGGAAGUUAUGACCCUUGGGCCACACUGGGAAGCUUUGUUAACAGCACUGAGAGACGAAUCGUCUCUGUGAUGACUAAAGGUGAUUUUUUGAGAUUUUUUUUGACCAUAGAACGUGAAGAAUAGGCUUUUUUACAACGAUAGUAGUUAUUGCUGUAUUUUUACAACAAUAAAUAUGAUUUCGAAGAAUUUAAAAUCCAAAAUCUCAACAAUUUUUUCAGGCUCCUCGCACUGUGCGGACACUUUUCCCUACUAUUCCGGCGAGCCGGCUGGAUUGGAACAUGCCAGACAAGUGAUGCGUCGUGAAGUCGCGUAUUACUACUCACUGCCCUCCACUUUCAAAAAAAAGCAAGAAAAGGUCCCGCUCAGCUCGAAACGCGCCAUCUGGAGACUAGGAUAA
This is a messenger RNA of Bursaphelenchus xylophilus (pine wood nematode), 3865 nucleotides long. The record is from the annotation of a GenBank genome assembly. NCBI's taxonomy places the organism in Eukaryota, Metazoa, Nematoda, Chromadorea, Rhabditida, Aphelenchoididae.